This is a messenger RNA of Nerophis lumbriciformis (worm pipefish), 7092 nucleotides long. The record is from RefSeq and is a predicted model, not a curated record. Lineage: Eukaryota; Metazoa; Chordata; Actinopteri; Syngnathiformes; Syngnathidae.
AUGACAAGUGAGGAGUGUCCUGUGCCGCUGAGGAGCAUUUCCUCAGCAGUGCCAGGGCAUCAUGAGGAGUAUGGCUCGGCGCAGGCUGAUGACAUCAUCGAGGAAAUGGGUCCAGUUGACGACGCCAGCAUCGGAAGUGACCUGAGCACGCUUGUGGUGCCCUUCCCUGAGCUGGCACCAGUGGUCUUCUUCUGCCUCAAGCAGACCACCUGCCCCCGCAGCUGGUGCAUCCGUAUGGUUUCCAGUCCGUGGUUCGAGAGGAUUAGCAUCAUGGUCAUCUUGCUCAACUGUGUGACACUCGGAAUGUACCAACCCUGCGAGAACAUAGACUGCACCUCAGACCGCUGCCAGAUACUCCAGGCCUUUGAUGCCUUCAUCUACAUCUUUUUUGCAUUGGAGAUGGUGGUGAAGAUGGUUGCUCUUGGAAUCUUUGGUCGUCACUGUUACCUGGGUGACACUUGGAACAGGCUGGACUUCUUCAUUGUCAUGGCUGGCAUGGUAGAAUACUCUCUGGACCUACAGAACAUCAACCUGUCAGCCAUUAGGACUGUGCGUGUGCUUCGUCCCUUGAAAGCCAUCAACAGAGUGCCAAGUAUGCGUAUCCUGGUCAAUCUGCUGUUGGACACUCUACCCAUGUUGGGCAACGUGCUCCUACUAUGUUUCUUUGUUUUCUUCAUCUUUGGAAUCAUUGGUGUGCAGCUGUGGGCCGGGCUGCUGAGGAACCGCUGUUACCUGGAGGAGAAUUUUACCCUCUCUUCAGGAAUGACUCCCCCACCUCCGUACUACCGACCCGAGGAGGAUGACGAGCGCCCCUUCAUCUGCUCACUGGCAUCUGACAACGGCAUCAUGUCAUGUUCUGACGUUCCCGCGAGGCGAGAAGGAGGCCAGACAUGCUGCCUGGACAAGGAGGAUGCACUGCACCGACAAACUCUUGGUCUAAAUCCUGAACCCAUGGCAAAUGGCAGUGGUGCCAGUGAUGCCAUGGGACUGUGUAUCAAUUGGCAUCAGUAUUACACUCGCUGCCACACCGGGAGCACUAACCCCCACAAGGGUGCAAUCAACUUUGACAACAUCGUCUACGCCUGGAUUGUCAUUUUUCAGGUGAUUACUCUUGAAGGCUGGGUGGAGAUAAUGUACUAUGUAAUGGAUGCCCACUCCUUCUACAACUUCAUUUACUUCAUCUUACUCAUCAUUAUUGGUUCCUUCUUCAUGAUCAACCUUUGCCUGGUGGUCAUUGCCACUCAAUUUUCUGAAACUAAGCAGCGGGAGCACCAGCUGAUGCAGGAGCAGAGGGCGCAGUGCCUGUCCUCGUCCACUCUGGCCAGCAUGGCGGAGCCUGGUGAUUGCUACGAAGAAAUCUUCCAGCUUGUCUGCCAUGUCCUCCGCAAGGCCAAGAGAAGAUCUGCAGCACUCUAUUACACUCUGAGGGGCAAGCCCCCGCCUGCUGGUGGAGGCAGGGGCAAUAGGCGCGGUGGAGUCAAUCAAAAUGGAGAAAGGCAUCAUCCGAGAAAUUUAAAAUUAUCCCACUGUCCACACCAAAGCAAGCAAGACCAUGACUUUCAGCCUUUAGAAAACUCUGUUAGUCUGGCUGUGCCCCAGAAUCCAAAGGACUGCCCUUUGUGUGCAUUAGCACUGGAAGAGGGCCAGAGAACUGGGGGGGACGCCGCCAAUGGAGAUGAUGAUGAGGGUGAUGCUGUGAAAGAGACGGACAAGGAAGAGAACCACUUAGAGGAGAGAGGUGAUGUUAAUAAAGGGAAAAAAAGAAGCUGUUUUGGAUACUGCAAGGACAUAUGGGAUGAAAUAAGGAGGAAAUUAUGGGGCAUCGUGGAGAGCAAGUACUUCAGCAGGGGCAUUAUGAUCGCUAUUCUCAUCAACACCAUCAGUAUGGGCAUUGAACAUCACAAUCAGCCAGAGGAGCUGACCAACGUGCUGGAGAUUUGCAACAUUGUCUUCACCAGCAUGUUCACUCUGGAGAUGAUCCUCAAGCUGACAGCCUUUGGCUUCUUUGACUACUUGAGGAACCCUUAUAACAUCUUUGAUGGCAUUAUCGUCAUUAUCAGUGUGUGUGAGAUCAUUGGUCAGGCAGAUGGAGGCUUGUCAGUGCUGCGGACCUUCAGGUUGCUGCGGGUUAUUAAACUCGUCAGGUUCAUGCCUGCCCUGAGGCGUCAGCUGGUGGUCCUGAUGAAGACCAUGGACAACGUGGCAACCUUCUGUAUGUUGCUUAUGCUGUUCAUCUUCAUCUUCAGUAUCCUAGGGAUGCACAUCUUUGGUUGCAAAUUCAGUCUGAAGACAGAUGCAGGAGACACUGUGCCUGACAGAAAGAACUUUGAUUCCCUCCUCUGGGCUAUUGUCACUGUCUUUCAGAUUCUGACUCAGGAGGACUGGAACAUGGUGUUAUACAAUGGCAUGGCUUCCACCUCACCCUGUGCUGCCCUCUACUUUGUGGCAUUGAUGACAUUCGGAAACUAUGUGCUCUUCAAUUUACUGGUAGCCAUCUUGGUUGAGGGUUUUCAAGCUGAGGGAGAUGCAAACCGCUCUUACUCCGAUGAUGACAGGUCUUCCUGUAAUUUUGAGGACAAUGAUAAGCAGAAGGACUCCCUGCAUCUCUCAGACCCCAAGAUCUGCACGUUGACCCCAAAUGGACACUUGGACAUGGGCCCACUGCCUGCCAGUCUAUUUCCUGGAGAGAGAUUGAGCUUCGCUCUGGGGUCAAGGAAGAACAGUGUCAUUUCUCUUGGAAGGGCUAAUCUGGAGCAGAGGGCUGCAUAUCCAGGUCGCAUAUACCACAACUGGGGUCGCCCUUUGCCCCGCCAGCAUCAGGCCGCAUGGGCUCGUCGCUCCAGUUGGAACAGCCUGAUCGGAUGCCCCCCCUGCUCAUCCUCAUCUCCCUCUGCUAGUCCAGCCUUUACCUCUACCUCAGCCAGACCUUUCUAUGGCUACGGCCUUGGAGGUCUGGGAGGAGUCGUUGGAGGAAGCCUUCGUAUCCGAGGUCCCCGUGCUUCCUCAUCUCCACUCCGCCAUCGCCAUAGCAUACACCCAGAUGAGGAAGAAAGCCUUCUCUCGCCUCCUGCUGUUGGCUCUUGCGCGCUCCAUCUUCGCCAUCCAAUCCUCCAAGGACAUUUUGUACCCAGGAGGGACCGACGGGCGCUAUCCCUUGAGCUUCCCAAUCUGUUACAGGUCCCGGGAGCCCCACAUCCUCCACCAUUGUCAUAUCGUUCUGUGUCUCCCGCAACGUUGCACACUCACCAGAGAAAGAGUUUUUCUGGAGGGCUGGUCAUCAGUGGCGGUGGUGGCUUUGGGAGUCUGAGCGUCAUCGGAGGAGUGCACCAAGACUGUAAUGGCAAGACUUCCCUGGCACAACUUCUCCAUCCACCGCCUAAAAACCAGACUGAACAGGCUAGUAGGACAACUAACCAAAGGCUGAUUUCAGAAGUUUUUCCUCAGGUGAACACACGUACAAAGUGCCAGGAAGACAUGGAUGAUGAACUUGACUAUAGCUUGUGCUUCCGCGUUCAAAAGAUGUUGGAGGCACACAAGCCAGACUGGUGCGAGACAAGAGAGGACUGGUCAGUGUUUCUCUUCUCUCCACAGAACAAGUUUAGACAGAUCUGCCAAUCCAUCAUUGCUCAUAAGCUGUUUGAUUACGUGGUGUUGGCCUUCAUCUUUUCCAAUUGCAUCACAGUGGCUCUCGAGAGACCCAAGAUCCACCAGGGCAGCUUGGAAAGGGUGUUUCUCACCAUCUCCAACUACAUCUUCACUGCCAUAUUUGUGGGCGAGAUGACACUCAAGGUGGUUUCCAUGGGCUUGUACAUGGGGGAGCAGGCAUAUUUGCGGAGCAGCUGGAAUAUUUUGGAUGGCUUCCUGGUUUUUGUGUCUUUAAUUGACAUUGUUGUGUCAAUGGCUGGCGGGGCGAAAAUCCUUGGUGUGCUCAGAGUUCUCCGUCUGCUCAGAACAUUACGUCCUCUCAGGGUGAUCAGCAGAGCUCCAGGUCUGAAGCUUGUGGUGGAGACCCUCAUUACCUCGCUUAAACCCAUCGGAAACAUUGUCCUCAUCUGCUGUGCUUUCUUCAUCAUUUUUGGCAUUCUUGGUGUUCAGCUGUUUAAAGGAAAGUUCUUCUACUGCUUGGGGAUUGAUGUUAAAAACAUCACUAACAAAUCAGAUUGCAUACAAGCCAACUACAAGUGGGUUCACCAUAAGUACAACUUUGACAACUUGGGGCAGGCCCUGAUGUCCUUGUUUGUACUAGCCUCCAAGGACGGCUGGGUCAACAUCAUGUAUCACGGCCUGGAUGCUGUGGGUGUGGACCAACAGCCGGUGACCAACAACAACCCCUGGAUGCUGCUCUAUUUUAUCUCCUUCCUCCUUAUCGUGAGCUUCUUCGUCCUCAACAUGUUUGUUGGCGUAGUAGUGGAGAACUUUCACAAAUGCCGCCAGCACCAGGAGGUGGAGGAGGCCAAAAGGCGUGAGGAGAAACGUCAGCGGCGUAUGGAAAAAAAGAGGAGAAAAGCCCAAAAGCUUCCCUACUAUGCCAGCUACAGCAAUGUGCGCCUGAUGAUCCAUACACUGUGCACAAACCACUACCUGGACCUCAUCAUCACCUUUAUCAUCUGCAUCAACGUCAUCACGAUGUCCCUCGAGCACUACAAUCAACCUCACUCUCUAGAUCUCGCCCUGAAGUAUUGCAAUUAUUUCUUCACUUCCACGUUUGUGCUGGAAUCCAUACUCAAGCUCAUCGCUUUCGGCUUCCGUCGCUUCUUCAAAGACAGGUGGAACCAACUUGAUCUUGCCAUUGUUCUUCUGUCUGUGAUGGGCAUCACACUGGAAGAGAUUGAGAUCAGCGCUGCACUGCCCAUCAAUCCCACUAUUAUCAGGAUCAUGAGAGUACUGAGGAUAGCUCGAGUCCUGAAGCUGCUGAAGAUGGCGACAGGAAUGAGAGCCCUAUUGGAUACAGUGGUCCAAGCCCUGCCUCAGGUGGGUAACCUGGGUCUGCUCUUCAUGCUACUGUUUUUCAUCUACGCCGCCUUAGGAGUAGAGCUUUUCGGAGAACUUGUUUGCAAUCAAGACUACCCAUGUGAGGGCAUGAGUCGUCACGCUACCUUUGAAAACUUUGGCAUGGCCUUCCUGACUUUGUUUCAAGUCUCUACGGGCGACAACUGGAAUGGCAUUAUGAAGGACACAUUGCGGGAAUGCCCACCAGAUCAUGCUACUGAUGUGGACUAUGCCUGCAAUCCUAGCCUUCAGUUUAUCUCGCCCAUGUACUUUGUCUCCUUCGUGCUCACCGCCCAGUUCGUGCUCAUCAAUGUGGUGGUGGCCGUGCUGAUGAAGCACCUGGACGACUCCAACAAGGAGGCCCAAGAGGAGGCGGAGAUGGAUGCAGAAAUUGAGCUGGAGCUGGCCCAGGGCACCCUCUGUUGCAUGGGCGCCCCCGGCUGCGGGGGCGGAGGGAUGGAGAAAGGUGCCGUCGCCCCCGGAUUGGCCCACGGUAGUGACGGCUGCAGGAAGGAGCGAGGAGGACGAGGAGAGAAGGGAGUGAGGGCUCGUACGGCAUCCAAUGUACACACGGCACCCUACAGUGCUUCCGACUCCAACCGGCCAUUGUAUUCACCAGCACAUGAAAGCCAGUGGUUGGACAGCGUAUCUCUCCUGAUCAAGGAUACAUUAGAAGGGGAGAUGCUGAUGAUCGACAAUCUCUCUGGUUCUGUCUUCCACCAUUACUCCUCCCCUCUACCCAUCUGUAAAGACUGCAGGGGCCACCCACAAGAGGUCACUCCCUUACACCAGAUCCGGAUGGCGGAGAUCGAGCAGAUUUCACUGAAGUCAGAGCUACUCUCAGACAAGUCUUCUUCACCCGCCCUCCCAGAUGACCUCAGCCUCGACGAGCACACGGCCUACCAGCUGCUUGUGAAAGAAAGCAAGGUUGGUGGUGGAUACAGUGAGGAAAAGUGCAGCAGUGGAUCCUGUAGUUCUGAAGAGGGGCCGGGGGAAGGGAGUCAGCAGGUCCACCUGACUGUUGUUCAGAGCCAGGUCCAAGGGCUGGGCCACGUAUCUAGGACCUUCUGCAAAGUAGAGAUGGAAACAAGGCUACAGGAUAUAGAAAUGCAAACAAAUUCACCUAGCGUGUGCUCACCAUACUACAGCCCUAGUGCUGUUUCCAACAGUAGCAACACAGAAAGAAACACAGAGAGAAAAGAAGAAGCCUGCAGCGUCUCUCCACUGCUCCCCCUGCCUACUGAGUUCUUCCACUCGACAGGAGCAGCCAUCCCAGCACCUCCCCGCAGCAGGAGCCUGAGGUUGUCAAGAGGCCUUAGGUUGACCUCUCCUGCUUCAUGGGCUGCAUUCCGUUCCCCUGGAGGCCAUAGCAAGAUACUGUGUACACAGUACCCAUCCCACAGUGACUCAUCACUUGCUACUGGCAGCUCGGAAGGCAGCCUCCAAACAACCCUGGAAGAAGGACUGAGUUUCAGUGUCUCUCCACCACAGAACAUGGACUUGCCAGCAGCUCCUUUACCACAUGAGUGCCCACUGCGUGAAGACAACGCUAGCAUUUCUUCCCCACUCCAAACCCUGAGACUGAGGCCGAGCCCCACAUCAGCUCUAACACUCCAGGCCACUAUCGGCCAACAGCGGAGUCAAAGCAGCGGGCGAGGAAGCACAAGCCCGGGCUUCACGCGAGACGACUCUAUUGACCCUUCAGAUGAGGACCUGGGCAUAGUUAUCGGGUCUUCAAUUGGUUGUUGUGGGUCAAGUCAAGCAGGCAACAGUGAACAUUUGUCAGAGACAAUGAGCAGCUUGUCACUGACAUCCCUGCUGUCCCCCAGUUCCUUAGCGUAUCCUGGAGGAGCAGUGAAAAAGUGCAAUAGCACGGGAAGCCUGGACCAAGGGGGUAUGCUGCUUUCAUCCAGAGGAAGAGAGACCCAUAGGGAGAUUCUAGGCUUGGAGUUUGUGGACCCCCAGGGUUUCUUGGCCAACCCCUGGUCAGGGGUAUUAGCCGAGGCAAGAGGAAAUGGAGGUGAAAUAGGAGAUGGAUCACAAGGUUUCAGAGGGAAAAGCUCAAGCCAAACAACAGUAGGGCCUUUUCGCAAAAACAGAUGA